Molecule: messenger RNA, 381 nt
Organism: Kwoniella shivajii
Lineage: Eukaryota; Fungi; Basidiomycota; Tremellomycetes; Tremellales; Cryptococcaceae
Exons: 4
Coding region: 1-381 (126 amino acids)
Source: RefSeq, a predicted model, not a curated record
AUGGUCUCCCUUCCAGUUGCUGCUGUUCUCCUUGGGCUCUUGACCAGAUUCUUACCUGUGGCUGAAGCGGCGGAAGCACGAGGAGUUAAAGAACUUUCGUUCAGUCAACCACAAAUCGAUGAGGAAUUCAAGAUCCAUUUCAACUUCAUUCAAUGGGCUGCUAUGUCAGAUGGUAGUGAUCCAACACAUGGCUUCUGUCACUGGAAUCUGUCGUGUUGGGCCACUUCGGACGCGACCUAUAUAGGUACAGCAGAAUGGACUAUACAUGAUAGCGUAGAUGAACCUAUCACUGGUACCAAAACUAGCCCAGGUAGGGUUUGGUGCGAUAACGGUGAUUGCGGAGGCAAAGUUUGCCCAAACAUCGACACGGAUACUCCUUGA